Molecule: messenger RNA, 1986 nt
Organism: Pelagomonas calceolata
Lineage: Eukaryota; Pelagophyceae; Pelagomonadales; Pelagomonadaceae
Source: the annotation of a GenBank genome assembly
AGAAGCGCCUGACCAACGCAAACAGCGAUGCACCUUCAGAAGUCCACCAGCUAUCCGUCGCCACAUGUCAAUCCGCGGCCGGUCGGGAGAGCAUAUUCGGUGAAUGUCGAUCGCGGGCCGCUUGGGCACCUAUCGACAAAAUUCGACCGGUAUGACGUACGUAUGCAUUCCAGGGGACGUUGGAAUGACGCGCCGACGCGCCGCGCCAGUGGAAGGGACUUAUGGCCCGCGACGCCGACCGCGGGGAGUCGAACUCGUCCGAGAGCGGCCUUUAGGACGCUAGGCGUAUAUUCAUAGGAUACCAGCGCGGGUGGGGGGUUGGGGGCACUCUCUGGUGCAAGGAAAACCCGCACCACCCCCGUCACGCGCGGCUGGCCCUCCGAGAGUACAGCCCCUCUACCUCGCGGGUUUUAGCUCUCCGUAGUAUCUCAGCUUCAACUUCCCCCCACGUCAACCUCAAGUUGAAGUAAGGGUAGUCAUAGGUAGCCACGGACCCCCCUCAGACCUCCUCAAACUCACUCCUACUUCUGCUGGGUUCUUCCGGACGCUUUUGGACGUCUAUCUGGGUGCUCAAGUAGGUCCGGUGGGACCAAGUAUGUGAAAAUGCUGACGGUCCGUAGCGAGGGGGGAGGAGUGGGGGCCUGUGGCACAGGCGGGCGCCUACUUGCCGGCGGCGCCGGCGAGGAUGCCCUUGAGCUCGCCGUACAUGACGAGCACGAGCGCCGAGCCGACCGUGCGCAGCGCGUUCGCGCCGGCGCCUUUGAAGAGCGCGCCGACGCCCUCCUCGGCGGCGAUCUUGCCGAAGCAGUCCAUGGUGCCCUUGUAGACCCACUCCUCCUGGGGCUUCUCCGACUGCAUCUGCAGGCGGCGGCGCACCGUGUCGAAGGGGUAGCUGGCGUACGCGGCGCAGAGCGCCGCCGUCUGCGCGCACGCGAACUUGGAAGCGAUGCCCACGAGGCCCUUGUCCUUCUGGUAGGGAUUAAUGCUCACGAGCGUGUCGUUGACGCCGAAGUACGUGCCGCGGAACGGCACGAUGCCCACCACCGAGACGCCGAAGCCGUUGUAGAGGCCGAGCGGGCCGGCGGGCCCCGAGGCCGUCUUCGAGAGGCAGUCGAUGAGGCCGUUGAACUGGGCCUUGCCCGAGCCGACGUCGCUGGCCAGGCGCGUCCGCGCGUAGUCGAGCGGGUAGACGAUCGUCAGCGAGCCGGCGCCCGCGAGGCCGCCGCUGGCGACGUUCACGGCGAAGGACUUGCCGAAAUCCGUCUUGGGCGAGUACUUGGGGAAGAAGCCCUUGAUCGUGUCCUUGAAGGCGAAGUUGAAGGCCUGCGUCGGGAAGUAGCGCAGCACGUUGACGAAGUUGCCUCUCCAAAACGCCUGGAUGCCCUGCUCGGCCGCGACGCGCGUGAAGCAGUUCACGAUGCCCGUGUAGCGCGGCACCUCGCCGGAGAUGAUCUUGGGGUUGGCGUCCUGCGUCUGGAUGAUGAGCUUGACGCGCUCGAUCGGCGCCGUGCACGUCUUGGCGAUGGCGCCCGAGAUGCCGCCCGCCAGGAAGUCGGUGACGAAGGAGCCGCCCAUGGCGUCCGCUCUUUGUCCGGCCUGCGCGGUCGUUCGCGUGCGGCGGGCUGCCGCCUCGUCGAGUCGCGGGGCGGCGGGGCGCACGCCAGUCGGACAAACGACGUGCGGCGGGGUGUGGUAUCGACGGGCCGGCGGCGCUCGACGCACGCCAUAUUUAAACGGAUGACGUCGCACGCUGCGCUGGAUCCCAGGUCGGGCGGGACUGGCGAGGAGGCCGAUUUUGGCUUUUUUAUGCGGCGUUUGCUGUCGGACCCAGUCGACGGCGAGAAGCGAUGACAGCGCCACGCCAGGUCGAAGAGCAGUGCGCGGGUGGGGACUUUUUUGCGUUUCGCUGUCUAUCCUACAAAUGCCGUGGCUGUGGGGAGAGAGUAGAAACGCGUCAUCCAAACGACGCCAAGCGACGAAAUCGCA